This is a messenger RNA of Ilex paraguariensis (yerba mate), 1142 nucleotides long. The record is from the annotation of a GenBank genome assembly. NCBI's taxonomy places the organism in Eukaryota, Viridiplantae, Streptophyta, Magnoliopsida, Aquifoliales, Aquifoliaceae.
CCGUGAGCUCCUUACCGCAGAGGAGCCGGACCCCACGAACACACCCUCUCUGUUCAACCAAAACACACAAGAAAUUUCUCAGAUCUUAUCCUUUUUUUUGUCAAAAUCAAGCAAUCCGAACAAUGUCUUCAUCAUUCAGCGGCGAUGAAACUGCUCCGUUCUUCGGCUUCCUUGGCGCGGCUGCUGCGCUCGUCUUCUCCUGUAUGGGGGCUGCGUAUGGUACGGCGAAGAGUGGUGUAGGAGUAGCGUCGAUGGGUGUAAUGAGGCCAGAGCUGGUGAUGAAGUCGAUCGUUCCUGUUGUUAUGGCUGGUGUGUUGGGUAUUUAUGGUCUGAUCAUUGCUGUGAUCAUCAGUACUGGAAUUAACCCCAAGGCCAAGUCCUACUACCUUUUUGAUGGUUAUGCACAUCUCUCUUCUGGUCUCGCUUGUGGUCUUGCCGGGCUCUCUGCUGGAAUGGCUAUUGGAAUUGUUGGUGAUGCCGGUGUCAGAGCCAACGCACAGCAACCAAAACUUUUUGUUGGGAUGAUCCUCAUUCUCAUCUUUGCUGAAGCUCUGGCCCUGUAUGGCCUUAUCGUUGGCAUUAUCUUGUCUUCGCGAGCUGGCCAGUCCAGGGCAGAGUAAGCUGUUUGAGUAGUUUUUUUUCUUCUGAGUCCAUUUAUGGUAUCUCGUGGGAGAUAAUCAACUGUGAAACAUAUUAUUCUUCUCUGGAUCACUUGAAAGUAACCCCCCCCCCUCCCUUUCCUUCUCCCCCUAACCCCAUUCACGCGUGGUCCUUGGUGCUGUUUGUAGAGUAGUAAUGAGUUUUUAUGCGAAUAAAAAAGCUUGUAAAGCUGUCUCUGUUGGGUUUUUGUCUAAAUAUGUAUGUUGCAGUCAUUACUUCAAACAGUGUGGAAAGUAUUAUUUGGAGUUAUUGCCUGUAUGAUGUUAUCGUUGAUUUUAUUCUGUUUUCCUUGACCUCAAUAAGAAAAAGUCGUAUCCAGUGCACAAACCUUGCCUAUAGUGUUGUUAUUCUUAGUCUUGAAUCCAUGGUGUAGUUUUUAGACGUAUGAGCACUUAACAUCGUUCAUCGUUCAAUGCUUGAUCUCUCAACUGUCUCCCUUGCCAUCUCUAUCCACUAAAUUGUUACUGAAUGGCUCGUAUAUU